GUUAGUCCUGCGGUUUUCCCAAGAUUCAUAUCGACGUACAGGACAUAUUCGGUUAGUUCCAGUAGCACUGUGCGUAGUAAUGUAUUCUGUUUAGUUUUUUAUCAACUAGCACGCCCGCAACACAUUACUCUGCAGCAUGGAAAGUGAUACCAAAAUGAUACCACCAAGUAAACCGGUGGUGCCCCUGGGCAGUGAUGACAGUGUUAGUGUACUGUCUAUGAUCUACCGUUUCUUUAAGAAGGUGUCAAUAGUCGGCGCCGUGUACCUGGUGGGCUACAUGCAAUGGAGCGUGGCGUGGCUGAUCGGGCCCGUGGUGCUCUCGGUGCUGCGCGACCAGUGGCGCCGCGACAGCGAGUACCGGCGCUCGCUGGCCAAGGCGGCCGCGGUCUCCAGCGAGAAGGACAUCGUGCUGGCGAGGAUCGACGAUCUGCCUGCAUGGGUGUUCUUUCCGGACGUGGAACGUGCAGAAUGGUUAAAUAGAAUUAUUCUCCAAGUAUGGCCAAACGUAAAUCAUUACGCCCGAAAUCUGUUGAAGGAUACUAUCGAGCCGGCCGUAGCCGAGAGCCUGGCUAACUACAAAAUGACCGGGUUCAAAUUUGAGCGCUCGAUCCUAGGCACUAUUGCACCAAGGGUCGGUGGCGUGAAGGUUUACGACAAGAAUCUCUCGAGGGACGAAAUCAUCAUGGAUAUUGAUCUCUUUUAUGCUGGGGACUGUGAUAUCUCAUUUGUUCUCCAAGGUAUUCGCGGGGGUAUAAAGGAUCUGCAGAUCCACGGCAUGGUCCGCGUAGUGAUGAAACCGCUCAUCACCAAGAUCCCGCUGGUGGGGGGGCUGCAGGUGUUCUUCCUCAACAACCCCUCCAUCGACUUCAACCUGGUGGGCGCGGCCGACGUGCUGGACAUGCCGGGCCUGAGUGACAUACUCCGGCGCUGCAUCGUGGAGCAGAUCGCCAACAUGAUGGUGCUGCCGAACAAGCUGCCCAUCAAGCUGAGCGAUGAGAUCCCCACCGUCGACCUGCGCAUGCCAGACCCGGAGGGAGUGCUGCGUAUACAUCUGGUGCAAGCUCAAAAUCUUAUGAAGAAGGAUAUUUCGAUGUUAGGCAAGGGUAAGUCGGACCCGUACGCGAUCAUCACGGUGGGCGCGCAGAAGUGGAAGACCAAGCACAUCGACAACAACAUCAACCCGCGCUGGGACUACUGGUGUGAGGCUGUAAUAAGUUCAAGGAAGAGCCAGGUGGUGCACUGCGAGCUGUGGGACUGGGACCCGGGGAUGGGCAUUCAGAACGAUGAUUACCUCGGCAGGUGCUCCUUGGAUAUAUCGCAAGUGGUGCGCUCCGGUCGCUUGGAUACGUGGCAAACGCUUCAAGAAGCAAAACACGGGAAAGUGGAAUUGCGACUAUCGUGGCAUCGUCUCACCUCGGAUGUGACUGAACUUUCACGGGCUAUAACCGAGACGCAGCUGAUCAAGUCCGGAGAGCUGAGUUCAGCCGUCCUUUCUGUCUACAUCGACUCCUGUAAAAAGCUACCGGACGCGCGCGUGGGCUCGCGGCCCGACCCCUACCUGACGGUGACGGUGGGCAAGAAGACGGAGAACACGGCCGUGCAGAUGCGCACCGGCGACCCCGUCUACGAGAUCGGCUACUCCUUCCUGGUGCAGAACCCCGAGAUCAACACGCUCGAGAUAAAGGUAUUGGACCAAAAGACGGGCACCGCGCUGGGGCAGCUAUCGUAUGCCAUCGGGCUGCUGCUGAAGCAGAAGGACCUGAGCCUGCUGACGCAGCCGAUCAUGCUGCAGAGGUCCGGCCCGGAGUCGAGGGUGCUACUCUCCAUGCAACUAAAGAUACUGCAAGAGGCGAUCAAAGAGGAAGACAUAGUGGAGGAGCCGGCAGGCCAGCCCGCCGCGCCGCCCGCGCCCGCUCCCGCCCCCGCGGCGCCCGCGCCCGGCGCCACCGCCACCGACGGACCAGCGCCAGCGCCUGCUGCACCAGAAAUUUCGACACCGGAGCUAGUGAAUCUAGAAGAUGGCGCCCCAGAUAGUGGCUCACAAAAAUCUAUUCCAGUCGAGGAGAUGGUCAAGGAAGUCGAUGUACCUCAAGAAUCUCAAGCUCCGACUGGCCGGGGCUCGCCGAAACUCAUUCACAGAACAUCUUCGCUCACCACGUCGGCAGGCGAGGCCGGGCUGGGCCGCAUCCUGAUUUCGCUGCGCUACAGCAUGCCCUCGCAAACGCUCUUCAUCGUCGUGCACAAGAUCAUGAACAUACCCCUGAAGGACCCAACAAAUGUGCCCGACCCGUACGUGAAAUUGUACUUGCUGCCAGGGCGCUCUAAAGAUUCCAAACGGAAAACGGCUGUGGUGAAAGAUAGUUGCAUGCCGGAGUUCGACGAGAAGUUCGAGUGGUCGAUCCCACACGCGGAGCUGCACUCGCGGCAGGUGGAGGUGACCGUCGCCACGCACAAGGGCUUCCUCGGCGGCAGCCCCGUCAUCGGCCAGGUAAUUGUGCACCUCAACCAGUAUGAUUUCUUGGAAGCAAAAACUCUUUGGUUUGACUUGUUGCCAGAGACACCAAGGGAGUAAUUUUGAUUUAAAAGACCGGCCUACAUCUAGCGAGCGAAAAAGGCGCUAAGCCUUCGCGUGCGAU
Messenger RNA from Cydia splendana, 2636 nucleotides. RefSeq names its product extended synaptotagmin-2-A (gene Esyt2). Bases 137 to 2572 code for a protein of 811 amino acids. The record is from RefSeq and is a predicted model, not a curated record. Gene Ontology annotation, biological process: lipid transport. Gene Ontology annotation, cellular component: endoplasmic reticulum membrane; extrinsic component of cytoplasmic side of plasma membrane. Gene Ontology annotation, molecular function: phosphatidylinositol binding; phosphatidylcholine binding; calcium-dependent phospholipid binding. The transcript has 24 exons. Lineage: Eukaryota; Metazoa; Arthropoda; Insecta; Lepidoptera; Tortricidae.